Ramularia collo-cygni is the source of this 609-nucleotide messenger RNA. RefSeq lists its product as uncharacterized. NCBI's taxonomy places the organism in Eukaryota, Fungi, Ascomycota, Dothideomycetes, Mycosphaerellales, Mycosphaerellaceae. The transcript has a single exon. The record is from RefSeq and is a predicted model, not a curated record. The coding region runs from base 1 to 609 and encodes 202 amino acids.
AUGGAUUCCCAACCGUACCUCCGCUCCUCUACCCGCACCACUCCCUGCCAAGCAUGUCUCGAAAUCUACUACCACUCGAAAUCAGUCUGGAGCCGAUACAUCUGGACAGCAACCCACAUUCUAGAUCAUGGAGUCUCGCUCUGCUGUCCCGACACCACCACGACCAGCAACAACAACAGCAACAACAACAACCACGACGACUCUAGAAGCCCGUUCACUCGAGCGAGAUCCAUCACCUCGGAAAUCUCAGAAUUAGACCUCAACGAAAGUGGAGUUGGUCAGAAUACCGUUUCGGAUAGCCCGGAAGAUGCGUCUGUCAAUCCACAACAAGACACUGUGCUUGCCAAGGCGAAGAGAGAGGAUAAAAGGUAUACGUGGAAAGAUUGGAAUUGGUGGAAGAAACUAAGCAAUUUCUGCGGUUGGAUGUGGAUGAAGAAGAAUCAAAAGGUUGAUGCCGUGAGGUCGAAGUCGGAUGGGAAAGAAAGACGGAAGGAGGAUGUGUGUGGAGAUACGGGUGGUGCUGUUGAAUUGGAGUGCUUUGGGGAGGGAUAUGAUUCUAUGGUUGUGUGUGGUGUUCAUGGAAAGGAGACGGGGAAGUGUGAUUUGUGA